Molecule: messenger RNA, 1741 nt
Organism: Triticum dicoccoides
Lineage: Eukaryota; Viridiplantae; Streptophyta; Magnoliopsida; Poales; Poaceae
Product: tubulin beta-3 chain-like
Exons: 3
Coding region: 98-1438 (446 amino acids)
Biological process (GO): microtubule-based process
Cellular component (GO): microtubule
Molecular function (GO): GTP binding; GTPase activity; structural constituent of cytoskeleton
Source: RefSeq, a predicted model, not a curated record
CACUCGAACACUCCGCCAUCCCCGCUCCAAAACCCCCCACCCCGCCUCGCCGGAACCCUAACCCUAGCCCCGCCGCCGCCCCCUCCCUCCCGCCGCCAUGAGGGAGAUCCUCCACAUCCAGGGCGGCCAGUGCGGCAACCAGAUCGGGGCCAAGUUCUGGGAGGUGAUCUGCGACGAGCACGGCAUCGACCAGACGGGCAAGUACGCGGGCGACUCCGACCUCCAGCUCGAGCGGAUCAACGUCUACUACAACGAGGCCAGCGGCGGCCGCUACGUGCCCCGCGCCGUGCUCAUGGACCUCGAGCCCGGCACCAUGGACUCGCUCCGCUCCGGGCCCUACGGCCAGAUCUUCCGCCCCGACAACUUCGUCUUCGGCCAGUCCGGCGCCGGCAACAACUGGGCCAAGGGCCACUACACCGAGGGCGCCGAGCUCAUCGACUCCGUCCUCGACGUCGUCCGCAAGGAGGCCGAGAACUGCGACUGCCUCCAGGGAUUCCAGGUGUGCCACUCGCUGGGAGGAGGCACUGGCUCCGGAAUGGGUACCCUGCUCAUCUCCAAGAUCAGGGAGGAGUACCCUGACCGGAUGAUGAUGACAUUCUCGGUGUUCCCAUCGCCCAAGGUGUCUGACACUGUUGUGGAGCCAUACAAUGCUACCCUCUCUGUGCACCAGCUUGUUGAGAAUGCGGAUGAGUGCAUGGUUCUUGAUAACGAGGCUCUCUACGACAUCUGCUUCCGGACGCUCAAGCUUACCACUCCCACCUUCGGUGAUCUGAACCACCUUAUCUCUGCAACCAUGAGUGGUGUUACCUGCUGUCUCCGCUUCCCUGGUCAGCUGAAUUCAGACCUCCGGAAGCUUGCUGUGAACCUGAUCCCAUUCCCACGUCUGCACUUCUUCAUGGUUGGAUUCGCACCGCUAACCUCGCGGGGUUCACAGAUGUACCGUGCCCUCACUGUGCCCGAGCUCACCCAGCAGAUGUGGGACUCAAAGAACAUGAUGUGCGCCGCUGACCCAAGGCACGGCCGCUACCUCACCGCCUCAGCCAUGUUCCGUGGGAAGAUGAGCACCAAGGAGGUGGACGAGCAGAUGCUGAACGUGCAGAACAAGAACUCAUCAUACUUCGUUGAGUGGAUCCCCAACAACGUCAAGUCGAGUGUCUGCGACAUCCCGCCCACUGGCCUGAAGAUGUCUUCCACAUUUGUCGGCAACUCCACAUCGAUCCAGGAGAUGUUCCGGCGCGUCAGCGAGCAGUUCACCGCCAUGUUCAGGAGGAAGGCCUUCUUGCACUGGUACACGGGCGAGGGCAUGGACGAGAUGGAGUUCACCGAGGCCGAGAGCAACAUGAACGACCUGGUGGCCGAGUACCAGCAGUACCAGGACGCGACGGUCGAGGAGGAAGAGGACUAUGAGGAUGAGCAGGAGGACGAGGAGGCCGCCUAAGCCAUAUCUCCUCCCAUUCUUCCUAUGGAUAUGCCUUAUAUCGCUCGUGCUCGUGGUGCUGUUAGCUGAUGAUAGCUAGAUGCUAUUUUUUUUUCCAUUCUGAAUGUCGGUCGUGUUGCCUUGACAGACUUAUUUUUUCGUUAUGUGGACCUGUGGUCGUCGUGUAUGCUCAUGUCGUGAUGAGCAUUUGGUGUAAGGUUUGACUGUGACUGCUUGGUGUGUUAUUCAGUAGUGCUACUAGAUUGAAAACCUCUAUUCUGUGUCCAGUAUUUUUGGGUCAAGUUGCCAAAUAUGCUUCUGUCA